CCAGGUGCUCUGGAGAAGCCAUUGCACAAUGAUGUUACAGAGGCUGUUUUGAGUCUUCACAAUGCUGGCGGGUAGCAACUGUGGUAGGUAGUGGGAGUUCCUACCUACCCCUCCCUGUCUUCCUACUAAUUUGGUGGUGCGCAUCAUGGGUUCAAGGAGCAAUCCGGCGGUUUGACUUCUCCGUCCGCACCUACUCUAGCCUUUGUUCAGUGGUACGAGGCGCCGCGCGAGCCUGCCGGAAUGGCCGCGGCGUCGUCUCCGGCGGCGGCCAUCACCUGCCGAGCGGCGGUGGCGUGGGCGCCCGGUCAGGCGCUGGUGAUGGAGGAGGUGGAGGUGGCGCCGCCGGAGGCCAUGGAGAUCCGCGUCAAGGUCGUCUCCACCUCCAUCUGCCGCAGUGACGUCACCCAGUGGCAAUCCACGGCUCAAACCGAUCUGUUCCCCAGAAUUUUCGGGCACGAAGCAUCCGGUGUGGUUGAGAGUGUUGGUGAAGGUGUGACCGAGUUCGAAGUGGGAGACCAUGUGCUCACCGUCUUCAUCGGAGAGUGCAUGAGCUGCAAGCACUGCGUUUCAGGGAAGAGCAACAUGUGCCAGAAGCUCGGCCUGGAGAGGAGGGGUGUCAUGCACAGCGAUCAGAAGACCCGCUUCUCGCUCAGGGGGAAACCUGUGUACCAUUACUGUGCAGUGUCAAGCUUCAGCGAGUACACGGUUGUGCACUCCGGUUGCGCGGUGAAGGUCGGCCCAACCGUGCCGAUGGACAGGAUAUGCCUGCUGAGCUGUGGUGUAUCUGCAGGGCUUGGUGCAGCCUGGAAGGUUGCUGAUAUCUCGAAGGGGUCGAGUGUGGUUAUAUUUGGCCUUGGAACUGUAGGGCUUUCUGUUGCUCAAGGUGCUAAGCUGCGCGGGGCUUCUAUAAUUAUCGGUGUUGAUACUAAUCCUGAAAAGCAAGAAAAGGGGAAAGCUUUUGGUGUCACAGAUUUUAUUAAUCCAGAAGAAUUGAAUGAACCUGUUCAGCAGGUGGUGAAGCGGCUGACCAAUGGAGGUGCAGAUUACUCUUUUGAGUGCGUGGGUGAUACAGGAGUAGUGUCGACUGCACUGCAAUCAUGUUCUGAUGGUUGGGGGCUGACUGUAACUCUUGGUGUGCCAAAAGCAAAGCCAGAGGUUUCUGCUCAUUAUGCACUACUUCUGUCUGGAAGAACAUUGAAGGGGUCUUUGUUUGGAGGAUGGAGACCUAAAUCUGAUCUACCUUUGUUAGUGGACAAGUAUGCAAACAAGGAAAUCCAAGUCGAUGACCUUGUUACACAUGAUUUGUCAUUCGAUUACAUCAACAAGGCACUUGAACUGAUGCUAGAAAACAAGUGUUUGCGAUGUGUGAUUCACAUGCCUCAGUGACAGGGUUGGACAACUAAGUGUUAUCGUAUCUCUACAAUUUUUUCGCUUUAUCUCAGUCGUGAAGUUUUCAUCAGCAAAUCAGAUUAUCACAUCAUUCUAUGUUUCCACCUUGGAAGUUUUGAUGCUGUCUAACUUUGUGUACCUAUCUCAAGAAUUAUUCAUGCUAUUUAUCUUGCUGUAAAAUUAGUUUGUAAUGACUGCAAUUUUGUAUUGAUGUUCCAUGUAUAGGCCAAGAUCUAUCUUCUUCCAGAGCUUCCUGCUUCAAAUGAAUCAUGUAAAACUGAAGGACAGCGUAAAGGAAAUGAAAUUACAUUCACUGAUUUUCAUC
This is a messenger RNA of Oryza sativa Japonica Group (Japanese rice), 1714 nucleotides long. Its product is annotated as alcohol dehydrogenase-like 6. NCBI's taxonomy places the organism in Eukaryota, Viridiplantae, Streptophyta, Magnoliopsida, Poales, Poaceae. Gene Ontology annotation, cellular component: cytosol. The record is from RefSeq and is a predicted model, not a curated record. Gene Ontology annotation, molecular function: S-(hydroxymethyl)glutathione dehydrogenase [NAD(P)+] activity; zinc ion binding. Gene Ontology annotation, biological process: formaldehyde catabolic process.